Messenger RNA from Klebsormidium nitens, 1973 nucleotides. Lineage: Eukaryota; Viridiplantae; Streptophyta; Klebsormidiophyceae; Klebsormidiales; Klebsormidiaceae. The record is from the annotation of a GenBank genome assembly.
CCGGAAUGCACAAUUCUGGCUGCAUGUUUGGCGCCAGCUCAGGCUCAUGAAAGGUUGUCACUUGCCAUUGGGGUUCUGGGCGCACAGCUCUGUUGUAGGAAUCGAACGCCAGUCCCUGAAGGCAGUCCAGCUAGUGUUGGCAUUGCAGCAAUGGCCAAGAAGAUCAGUGUCGUCAAGCUUCGGCGGGAGCUCUUGCAGAAGUUUAAGGGCUGGUCGGUGGUCGCGAAAGGGGAGCUUGACCGGAGGGGCGAUGAUUUUGACAGCGACCUCUCGGGGCACGACCCGUACAUGGAAUUCUUGGAGGAAAAGGACGAGCGUUGCAUGGGAGCCACAGUGUUGAGGCCGCCGGGGAAUUUGGAAGAGAAUUUUAAGAAACUGGGGGACGGGGAGAGGAAGCAGCUAACAGUGGAGGCUGGCAUGGCCAAAAUCAGAUACAGGGAGGCACUGGUGGGAGAGUACAAGGAGGUUCUGGAGAUUGACGAGCUCCCCUUUGAGUUCCAAUUGUCAGGCAGAGCAGCGAAGGACCUGAGGAGCGACUUUUUGAAACACGCAGCGAGUGCGAGCCAAGAUUCUCCACAAGACAACAAGAGAAUGUGGGGGACACUCUGCCCCAGCGAACUAGAGGCGGCGAAGAAGUUGAAAGCGGUGUUGGAUGAGCUGUGGAGCAUGUCUCCGGUUACGCUCAAGAGAUGUUCUCAGCAUGGGACUACUCCUUUGAGUGCUCCUGGGUUUGGGACAUCCUCCUGGAAACCGUCGCCAACAGUACGCGGGGAAAGGAAGGCGACGUCAUAGAAAGACUGGUUCCCAUCCUGGAACAGUGCGAGCCCUGGGGAGGGCAAAUGCACGACGAACAGGCGCUGGCUUGCGCAGCCGCGCUUGCCUUCGACAACUUCGGCCUGGCGAGGUGUCUAGCCGAAAACACGCGGAGUGAUGACGAGGAUCUCCAGGGUACUAGGGCCUGGAGCAAUGGAUCGCUCUUCUGCGAGCUGAUGCGGUUGCAAGCCGCAGAUGCAGACAACAUCGUGAUGAAGGCGUGUCAAAUGGAUGUUAUAGACCUGUUCGCCGCGGGAGGCUACUUAGAGUGGCUUGCCGCCUUGAAGCUUCCGGCCUCAAACCGACAGCGGAUCAACACCGCAAAGGCGUGUGCUGAGAUGACGAACGAUCAAGAGUAUGCUCACAAGAUCAUCCCGAAGCAGAGGGAGAAGGUGGAGACGUGGUUGCGAGACACGGAGUGUUUGACGGACCCUGAUGCAGUCGCGAAAGAGGUGUUGGUGGGGCGGCGCAGAGCAGCAUUCGACGAGGCUGUGAACGCCUUGGUCCGGAUGCAGAAAGUGACGGCGGCAGCUGUCAGGAAACACCUGGCGGAGUACCAAAAGGCGUGCAAAGAGCUGGAGGACGCUCGCCAAUCCAGCCCGACGAGACCUCCAAAGAAGAAGUCCGGAGCGAGCGGUUCCGGAGCUUCGACGUCCGGAAACGGAACGCCACCGACUGAGGAGGCGAAUCCGCUAGAAACGAGGAACAAGCCGGCAAGGGUCUGCGAGCACUGCCAAGAGCCGGCAAAAGACGGGGCGAAGCUCAAGAAGUGCAGCAAGUGCAACAAGGCCAGAUAUUGCGGGGCCCAGUGUCAAAAACUGGCUUGGAGGGCAGGACAUAAGGAGACGUGCCGCGGAAUUACGACGCCAGCGUUAGAGCAGAUUGCAUUUUGAGCCCACAGUCGCCAUUCGGCAUAAAAUGACGAGGUUCCAUGACCAUGUAAGUUCUUGGGCAGAGAUCAUAUUCUUUUGUUACUGACUGCUGAAUAAAGCAGUAAUCAAAGCGAACGUUUGAAAGGUUUGCAGAGCAUUGAAACACGGGGAUGAGCGCGGGUCUGCGGGCUUGCUGCUGACUUGAAAGGACGCGUCCAUUACGACAGACACUCAAUCGUUGUAUUUGAAGGUUCUUGAAAGUUUUUUAUGCACUUAAAUCAAUAUAUA